Aspergillus calidoustus is the source of this 963-nucleotide messenger RNA. The record is from the annotation of a GenBank genome assembly. Lineage: Eukaryota; Fungi; Ascomycota; Eurotiomycetes; Eurotiales; Aspergillaceae.
AUGACGAUGCUCUCUUACACAGGCAGUGGCCCCUACUGCUACGCACACAGCCUAUACAUGAUCCUCCAAGCCUUAGCCCCAGAUACGCGCUCAAUCCCAGCGUCCGGAUUCAUCGAGUGUCUGACAACGAUGCCCUUCGGCAAGCUCUUCAUCAACCUCGACACCGGCCCCGUCUCCUUCUUCAGCAACCCACACACAGACCCAGAUGAGGGGCUCCGUGUGGCAAUUGAGACAUUGGGAUGGGAGUGUACUGAGCAUCGCGGCGGCGAUGCUGAAUCCGCUCUCUCAGCAUUGCGUGGCGCACUCAGAGACGGCGGGCCUGUUUUAGCUGGCCCGCUUAACAUGGGCCGUCUCACCUAUUACCCGGGACACAAGGAGCUGAAUGGAGCGGAUCAUUUUGUCGUGGUUAUAGGGAUUGAUGAUAAAAACGGAACCAUUCUCCUUCAUGACCCGGCGGGGUAUCCAGCCGUGCAUAUACUGAAGGAGGAUUUCAUCAACGCGUGGCAUGCCGAAGGUGUCGAGUAUAAUGAGCAGCCAUUCGUCUUCCGCUCCCACUUCCGCCAUGUCAAGGACGUUCCCCGCACAGAGAUGAUCGCUCGCACGCUUGGGAUCCUCGCCGAGCAGAUCAGGAACAAUGUUAUGGUUGUUCCAGACUCGGUUGGCGGAGCUGCGGCCCUGGAACGCACUCUAGAGGCUGUGCAGAAUUUGGUCCCUACUGUCAUAAAUGAGCUAGCGCCAUUCACUUUCCCACUUGCGGCAAGGCGGUACUUGGAUGCGAGAGACUUUUUGGUGGAGGCCGGGCACGUACAUGCGGCGGCGAUCAUGGAGAAACAGGCGGCGUUGGCUGGCAAGGCACAAUAUCCUGCUCUGCAGGGAAACUGGGAGGAAGUCUGUAUAAUUCUAGAGGGGUUUAUUGAGCUUGAGUCGCAGUUGGUGAAUAGCCUCGAGUGUUUGGAACGCUAG